GGUAGUUGCACUUGCACAUCCAUGUCGGAUACUGCCUAACAGGAAACAACGACCUGCGAGUCAGAAGGCGCCUCUUCUCUGCUUGGCACCCAGAUCGCUCUCAGCCGUUGCCUCUUGUUCCAAGACUAAUUUAAGACAGCGCUUUGAAUGCUGAGUCUAGCGUGCUGGAGCUGGUUGUUGUGUAUGCCUUAAGAACACUGCUUAGUUAGUCCACAGAGGCUGGUUACAAUUUGGUUGUAGAACUGCACCAGAAAAACACGCCGUUUGGGUAAUUUUCUUUUCACCAAGCGAACUUUGAAGCAGGAUUUCAUCAUGGAUACAGCCAGCGACUCCAUCGGGGAAAGUAAGCCGGUGUGUCAGUGUGCCACCAAGUCUGCGGUGCAGCGGUGGCUGCCAGGUUUUCCCAUCGCUCUGUGCUUGCUGAUGUCCCUGAGCUCCAUCACAGUGUGUCUUCUGAUGAGCUUCAAGACCUUCCAGCUGGAGAACCGACUGCAGAUGGAGAUGGACAAAGCGUCCAUCUUCAGCCCGCCGCACAGGGCUUUUCUAAAUGAAGAUGGGACCCUAAUUCCAGAACUGAGCAGCCCAAUUGGGAAGCUCGUAAAAGAGGAAAUGGUGGUGCUGAUGCCGAAAAUGCGAACAACAAGGGAUGUUGGCCAAGAGUGCUCCUGUCCUCCAGGGCCUCCAGGAAAGCGUGGAAGGAUGGGAAGAAGAGGGGAACCUGGACCUCCUGGCAAGGCUGGACGGGAUGGAUACCCGGGUCCACUUGGCUUGGAUGGCAAACCUGGUUUACCAGGUCUGAAAGGAAGCCAGGGACCAGUUGGACCCAAGGGAGAAAAGGGUGACCAAGGAGACAUUGGGCCACGGGGGCCUCCUAACUACAACACAUUUGCAGGUCUGCACAGUAAUCAGAUUCUCACUGUCAAGGGUGACCAGGGCCAGACUGGACCCGCUGGUCCUCCCGGUCCCCCAGGUCCUCCUGGUCCCAGAGGCCCCCCUGGGAACACGGGCAAGGAUGGACCCCGUGGCCCUGCUGGAGAGCCAGGUUUUCCAGGUCGUGAUGGCGUUGUGGGACAGCAGGGAUUGCCUGGGAAGCCGGGAGAAGAUGGUGAGCCCGGCUAUCCAGGGCCACAGGGUCCCCCAGGGGCAAAGGGCGAGCCAGGUACAGGAGAGAAGGGAGAGAGAGGCAUGGAUGGACUCCCAGGACUAAAGGGUGACAAAGGGGAAAUAGGAGAACAAGGACCACAGGGCCCCAUGGGUUAUACUGGUGAAAAAGGCACUGCAGGUUCCUCAGACAUCAUCGACUUCAAUGGGAAGCUUCUAGAUGCUUUCCAGGCCAUCAACACCAUCAGUGUUUCGGGCCCCCCUGGACCACCAGGACCCCCAGGCCCUACAGGGGAAAAGGGUGAGCUUGGUUUACCUGGUCCAGCAGGAGUUGAUGGGGAGAAGGGACCUAAAGGUGACCUUGGGGAGACUGGACCACCUGGCGAGAGAGGGGAGAAGGGAGAGAUGGGCCUCUCUGGGCCUGCUGGUAUGGAUGGACAGAAAGGAGAGAAAGGCGACUGCAGACUGGAUGACAACCUGGUUCAGAUGAUUUCUCAACCAGGCCCACCUGGUCCACCUGGCCCUCAAGGAGUUCCCGGGUCCCCUGGAUCCAUGGGGCUGCAUGGGAUGCCUGGUCCUAAGGGGGAACCUGGAGCUGGGAUGAAGGGAGAAAAGGGGGACAUUGGAGCGACUGGAGCCAGAGGAGUAGAUGGCCUCCAGGGUCUACCUGGAUCUGCAGGGUUAGUCGGUCUUCCAGGUGCGAAGGGAGAAAAAGGCCGACCAGGGGAGCCUGGACUAGAUGGUUUUCCGGGUCUGAUGGGAGAGAAAGGCGACCGAGGGGAAAGAGGCGAGAAGGGUGACAGGGGAGCAGUGGGAAAGAGAGGUCUAAAGGGCCAGAAGGGAGAGCAGGGUCCUCCAGGUUUGGACCAGCCUUGUCCUGUGGGACAGGAUGGCCUGCCCAUACCAGGCUGCUGGCACAAGUGAUGACUAACCAGCAGCAUGGAAUCUGUACAUAUUGAUCUGGUAUAUAUUGCAACUGAAUACUACAACAAACAACCCACUCCCUUUUUUCCCUUUUUUAUCAAAACGUUUAUAUAAUAUAUUGAGAUUUUUUAACAAGGACAUUUUUGAGUCUACAGUAUUAUGAAAACUUUUUAAAACUAGAGAUCCAGUGUUGUUAAGAAUGCAGAUGGCUUUUGAAGGCAAGAAACUGAACUGGCAGUGGGACUCUUACUUUGAAGGACAGUCCAGAUGACAGUGUUGAAGUGGAGGAUUGCCUUACUAACAAAGUCUGACUUGCUGCCUGAUUGUAUGAACGCUGUUUGAGAAUGACAGUGUGUGCACUCACCUGGUCUCACGGAUGCUGAGAUUGGAUGGAUGGACAGACCUCUUGGCAGAUGGAGGAGUGUGGGUCAGUGCUCUCUUCUCCUCUUUGUGUUUUCUGAAAGGAGGAGAUGGCGAGGCAGAAGCUCAAGCGCAAGCGUCUCUCUCAGCCCUGAAGGGAUGCGGGGCCUGGUGGAGAAAGGACACACUGACAGGCAGAGAGCGUGAGGGGCAGAUUGGCCUUUAUGAAGCAGAGAGAGCCAUGUAAUGCCUCAGUGUCAUACUGAACACUCAGAUCCUCUGUUAUGGAAACUCUCCAGGAGGGGGCGACAGAGAACACUGCUUUUCCACAUUCACCUGGAAAGAGAAGACACAUGUGGCUGAUGAUGUGGAGCAAUAGCUUGAUAACCAGUUGAAGUCGUUUGGGAGGCAAUGAUGUCACUGGCACAUAAGGAAGGAUUUACUGCACAGAUACAUUGAACAUGUUUUGGUGAUCUCUUGUAUGGCUCUUUAGCAAAGGUUUUCACUAAUUCAAUGCAUGAUCAUAACAAGGCACAGUGUUGUUUAGCAUCCUGCCAGCUUGUAUGACUUGUGGUCCCUCAUUGAAACAACAAAUGACAGUAAAUUCAUUUUCAUUUUCAAUAAGCAGUCUUUAAUAGUCUUUCCAUUUGAGCAAGCCACUCAGAAAAGUCAGUAAGUCAACCUUUUUUUUUUUUUUUAAGGCUUACACUUCCAGCAGUGGUGACUUGUGUGUUGUUUAUUUUUAUUCCGUAAUAUACUUAUCUUAUUUUGUCCAGUUACAUUUUGCAUUCCUGUGCAUCGACAUGUUUGUGAAAUAUAUAGAUAGUGAAACUUCAAGACCAGACUUGAAGGAACCAUUCACAGUAUUCAUGUUCAAUCAGUGUUUCCGUGUUUCAACCAGGGAGCAAGUCAGCUCCAACAUUAGACUGGUUCUGUUUUAGUUGCCUUAACAAAUGAUUGUCAAUCAAAUUCUUUUCUUAAUAGUUUUCAAUGUGACUGAUAAUUAUCUUUUAAUCACAGAUGAAGACAUGUUUAAUUACUGUUGCCAUUUUUACUGUUGUAAGUUCUUGCUGCUGACUUGUGUGUUUUGUUUGUUUGAUAUUUUUUGAACCAAUAUUAGUCAUUUGGACUGAAGGACUAACAGACUAAAGUAUGAGAAUUGAAACAAAUGUCAUUGAUUUUUUUUUUAAUUUUAUUUUGGUAAUUAUUCAUUUUAAUUCAGCAAUACAUCUUAGUACAGUGGUUUAUAAUUGUCAGUUAUAAUGCAUAUUUUUUUGUGUUUUUUCUUUCAUCUAUCACAAGAAGUUUUAAUCUUUGUCAUGCAUUUUUCUCAGAUGGAAUAAUUUCUUGGUGCUUAAAUACUUUUAAAAACUCUUAUAUACCUGUUUAAAGCUCUACUUUGCAUACACAUGCAAACUAUGCUUGGCUUAACUACACUCAUGUACACACAUACACAUGCAUCAUUGUUUAAAGAAAUGUAGAACAUAGGAAAAAAACUUUACUUCACUGAUGUACCAUUAACUAUUGUCAAAUAUUUACACGACAAAGGUUAGAUGGAAUUACAUGGAAUCAUUAUUUGGUUCUGCUUACAUGUGUAGAAUUAGGCCUACAUUUACAUUAAUGGGAAAUGGUAUUACUUUUUCUUAGUGGACAUUGAUAGUCUAUUAGUUGCACUCUUUUGAUACAAUAUGAAUAACAUUAAGCAGUCAUGAUCAGGUUAAUCCCAAGUCAUGACUGACUUGCAAUGAUUUACAAUAUUUUCAUUGUUAACCUGAAUAAGAACCAUCACAAUACUUAAUUGGUUGAUUAUCUUCAAUCACAAUCAGCAUGCAUACAUCUCUAAUUCCAAUUUUUGCCCACAAUCACAAACACUGCAUCAUUUUCAAAUUUCAAACAGUAACAUUAAGUAAUAUUAUGGUUGUUUGUUGUUUUUAGUAUGAUUUUAGAUGGGAUCUUGAAAUGAAUCAGAAGAACACAAAUAGAUAAGUGAUGUGUGAAAAAGUGAAAAUGGAAUUUGCCAUUGAAUUUGUUCAUAGGCCAAUUUAGGAGAAGGACAACAGUGUUAAUACAUUACAUUGGUAAUACUGACUUCCUAUUUGUUAUUAAAAAUAUCCGAUGGCUGACCGGUAAACUGGCUCACUUCAUAAUGCAGGCCACAUUUCACUGCACUGCAUAGUUCCUGUUUAGGUCUGAAAUGACUUUAGUCAGUUUUGCAAAGAUCCCUUUACAUUAUAUCUGCCAAUGUUGCUGCCAUGACAUCACACAAUUCAAUUUCCACAUCAGUGGAAUAAUCUAGUUGUGAAGUCCUGCUAAUUUUUUUCUACUUCAGAGGAGUUUUGUAAGAAAUAUCAGUGCAUCACUUAAUAAACCUAUACAGUACAACUUGUUUAUGAAGUUAAAGGUAUUCUAGAAAUGCUCUCUAUGAAACGAAAAUCUGUAAAUGAGUUGCAUAUCAAUAAGUCAAGACAGAAUAGAUGACAUACAAACUUUAUUUGAGAAUCGUGUUGAGUGAGAAAAUCUUUUGAAAGCAGAGUGGUUUAACUGCAAAUCACGCAGGCCAUGGCAUUAUUUUACUGGAAGCUGAUGGUUAUCUGUCACUUAACAUUAUUAUAUGUGUUUAUUUCUUUUGCAGAUUCUAUCAGUUUCAGUUUUAAGGCUUAAUGAAGUCAAUAAAUGGCACAAUAUCUAAAUACAGUUUGGCGUUUUAGCAAACCAUAUAUCACAGUAUUAGCUUGACUUUGUGAGAAUGUUUUUCGGUUGUGUAUUUGGUUGUAAAAGAAUUAAGCUAUUUUUGUAAUUACUUGUCUAAAUAUGUAUAACUUGAAAUCUGGUUAACUAAACAUGUAGACUGAAAUAAACUUUCUGGUUUAUGG
Molecule: messenger RNA, 5258 nt
Organism: Seriola dumerili (greater amberjack)
Lineage: Eukaryota; Metazoa; Chordata; Actinopteri; Carangiformes; Carangidae
Product: collagen alpha-1(XXIII) chain-like
Exons: 31
Coding region: 313-2025 (570 amino acids)
Source: RefSeq, a predicted model, not a curated record